Molecule: messenger RNA, 12894 nt
Organism: Podarcis lilfordi (Lilford's wall lizard)
Lineage: Eukaryota; Metazoa; Chordata; Lepidosauria; Squamata; Lacertidae
Source: the annotation of a GenBank genome assembly
GGGAUCAACCCGCAAGGAAACGCCCAGGCAGUCUCGGAAAGGAGAAACGAAACUUAAAAAGAGGGUGUCUCUUAGGGCUCUCCAGGGAGACGCAGCGAUGGCUGCCGUGCAAGGGCUCUGCGAUGAAGCGACGUGCUCCGUCUGCCAGGACUACUUCCGAGACCCGGUGACUCUGGACUGCGGGCACAACUUUUGCCGCGCCUGCCUGGCGGGUCUCUGGGAAGGGUCCGGCCCCGACUCUCCCUCCUGCUGCCCGGAGUGCAAAGAAGCCGUGCAGCCCAGGAACUUCAAGCCCAACCGGCAACUGGCCAACGUCGCGGAGCUGCUCAAGAAACUCCAGGAAGGAGAAGGAGGAGGAAGGCGCGCAUCAGGCGCGGGGCAGUGGCGGAUGUGCCAAGCGCACCAGGAGCCGCUGAAGCUCUUCUGCAAGGACGACGAAGCGCCCAUCUGCGUGGUAUGCGACAGGUCCAAGGAGCACCGCGAACACCGCGUGUGUCCCAUGGAAGAGGCGUCCCAAGAGUACAAGGUAGGGAAGUCACCGCGGUUGGGUGGGUAUCUGCCGGGAUAGCGCCACGCGCUUUUACGCGCUGAGGCUCACUACUUGCGCGCACUGUUGUCAUUUAGUUGUGUCUGACUCUUCAUGACCCCAUGGACCAGAGCACGCCAGGCACUCCUGUCUUCCACCGCCUCCCGCAGUUUGGUCAAACUCAUGCUGGUAGCUUCAAGAACACUGUCCAACCCUCUCGUCCUCUGUCGUCCCCUUCUCCUUGUGCCCUCCAUCUUUCCCAACAUCAGGGUCCUUUCCAGGGAGUCUUCUCUUCUCACGAGGUGGCCAAAGUAUUGGAGCCUCAGCUUCAGGAUCCAGUGAGCACUCAGGGCUGAUUUCCUUCAGAAUGGAUAUUCAAAAGCAUCAAUUCUGCAUCAAUCAGCCUUCUUUAUGGUCCAGCUCUCACUUCCAUACAUCAUUACUGGGAAAACCAUAGCUUUAACUAUAUGGGCCUUUGUUGGCAAGGUGAUGUCUCUGCUUUUUAAGAUGCUGUCUAGGUUUGUCAUUGCUUUUCUCCCAAGAAGCAGGCGUCUUUUAAUUUCAUGGCUGCUGUCACCAUCUGCAGUAAUCAUGGAGCCCAAGAAAGUAAAAUCUCUCACUGUCUCCAUUUCUUCCCCUUCUAUUUGCCAGGAGAUGGGACCAGUGGCCAUUAUCUUAGUUUUUUUGCUGUUGCGCUUCAGACCAUAUUUUGCGCUCUCCUUUUUCACCGUCAUUAAAAGGUUCUUUAAUUCCUCCUCACUUUCUGCCAUCAAGGUUGUGUCAUCUGCAUAUCUGAGGUUGUUGAUAUUCCUUAAAAAUAUAAAUUGCAAACUGGCCUUGUCAAACACCGACGUCGUGGGACAAAGGAAACUAUUGCCGUGAAAAAUCAAACAUGGAAAAUAAAAAGAAAGCAUUGCCAGAAACAUACAAGAUGCACCACAAACGAAUCGUUGUCAAGCGGUGCACCUCAGAGCCGUGCGCCUGAUAUAUCAAGCACGUGGGGUGGGGGACAGUGUGGAAGCUCGGAUGGAGGGCACCUUCUCUUGUUUUCUUUUUUGCGUAGGGUUGCGCCCCAGGAAGGUCAGGUCCGUGCUGCAAACAAAACAACGCAGGAGGCAGCGGACAGCUGUGAGUCACUGGUCUCUGUAGCUGCAGCAGGCAUUGUGACUGUGAUUCUCCAGGCACACUCCAUUGUCUCUCCAGGCAGACAAAUGUAUGGGUUUCCUAAGCUGUCUGUUGGCACCCGCCCACAGGGCCCUGUGCCUCCUGAUUUAAAAAAAUGUCUUUUUAAAUUGGUAGGGUGCCCUGUAGCACUGACUUCCAGCUGCCAAGGCUUUUAAUUCCCCUUCUCCGAAGAAACCUGGGCACAGGGGGCCUUCCAAGGAAGAGGGCAGGGCCGUUGGAGAUUUGCUUUCUGGCUGCCUACUAAAAGACUCUUUUUCUAAGGGGGGUGAGAAAGGGGAUUCCAGUGAUGCUUGAAGGGGUGGGGGGGACAGGGGAAGGGCAACCAGAGAGACUAGUGGUUGUGGCGUGUUUGUGGUGUGCGGCUAUGGGUGGGCCAAAUGAUGUGAAUCAUUCAAAGGUUCUGCCUUUGAAGACUGGGGUGUGACUACUUUUUGCAUUGGAAAUUGGUUUUGAUUUUUUUUUCCUUUUUAGCUAUGCAGAAUGCCAGAAUAGGAACCCAGCUCCAGUUUAGGAUUAUGUUGCUGUUGUUGUUGUUUAGUCGUGUCCGACUCUUCGUGACCCCAUGGACCAGAGCACGCCAGGCACUUCUGUCUUCCGCUGCCUCCCGCUGUUUGGUCAAACUCAUGCUGGUAGCUUCGAGAACACUGUCCAACCAUCUCGUCCUCUGUCUCCCCUUCUCCUUGUGCCCUCCAUCUUUCCCAACAUCAGGGUCUUUUCCAGGGAGUCUUCUCUUCUCAUGAGGUGGCCAAAGUAUUGGAGCCUCAGCUUCAGGAUCUGUCCUUCCAGUGAGCACUCAGGGCUGAUUUCCUUCAGAAUGGGGAGGUUUGAUCUUCUUGCAGUCCAUGGGACUCUCAGGGAGCAAAGACAAAAAAAAUCCUCUGCACCCCAUUCUGUGGUCCUGAUUUGAGCCAAGAUCCCUGGGCUGCCAAUUUGUGGGUCAAACUAGCACUCAUGAAGAUGGUGAGGGGAUUCCCCAAAAACCUUAAGAGUUGCUUUUGGGAGGAAUGGGGAGGGCAUAAAUGGGAAGGGGAGGAUGGGUGAAAGUGGGGAGCUAUGGUUUGCAGAAGAAAUUGUAGUUUCCAGUAAGGCAGAACCACCUGUGUGGUGUAUUGGUUUAGAGUGUUGGAGCAGGGCCAGGGUUCAAAUUCCCACUCGCUUGUGAAACUCAUUGGGUGACCUUGGGCCGGUCACUGCCUCUCAGCCUUGCCUACGGUAUCACAGGGCUGUUGUGGGGAUUAAAUGAGGAGGAUGGGGAGAACCACGUAUGCCAGCUAGAGUUCCUUUGGAAAAGAAGGUGGAAUAUAAAUGCAAUAAAUAAUAAAUACAUUAACCAUUAUUAUUAUUAAUAAUAAUUAAUUAAAUUUAUAUACCGACCUUCCCUCAAAGAUCUCAGGGCAGUUCAAAAUAUAAAAAAUGCAGAAUAAAAGCACAAAAUAAAUAGCUGGAAGCAAAACAAAAAAAACCCUCCCCCGCAAACACAUUUAAAUGGCUAUAAAUAAAAAAGCCAUAAAAUCAUAAAUCAUAAAAUACCAGGGUUAGCUAAUGUGAUAUCUUCCAGAUGUUGUCAGACUCCCAAGGCUGUGUGUACACACCAUAGGCUUAAAUCACACCACUUCACCCAAAGAAUCCUGGGAACCGUGCGAACGACAAUUCCCAGCACCCUUCACAAACUGCAGUUCCCAAAAUCCUUUUGGAAGGGAAAUGUGCUUUGAAUCUAUAGUGUGUGUGUGUGUGUGUGUGUGUGUGUGUGUGUGUGUACACAGCCCGACUCUCGCCAGCCCCAGCCAGCAUGGCCAAAUGAGUUUAGCCACAUCCGGAGGGCAAAAAGUUAGCUACUUUGAAGAUAGCUCAGUUGGCAUGAGACACUUAAUCUCGGAGUCAUGUGUUCGAGCCCCAUGUGGAGCAAAAGAUUCCUGCAUUGGAGGGGGUUGGACUAGAUGAUCCUUAUGGUCCCUCUCAACUCUACAAUUCUAUGAUGCUAUGAUUCUCCCCUAGCCCAUCGUUCUCUGAUCAGACGUGUAUUUUUUUUCCUGGGCAUCAGGUGGACUGACCUCUGAAUAAUUGAAAUUGAAAUACUUCAUUGCCACUUGUACAACUUGUAUACAGUGAGAUUACACGCGCACCCCCCACUCAGCUCUCUUAAUCUUAAUUCCCCUCGUUUACUGACGCACACCCACCAAACCUGGAAGUCAGUUGCCCUGUUGUGAUCUUUUCAUUCAGCAGCCUAACAGCCCAUGGAUAGAAGCUGUUCUUUACCCUGUUGGUGCGACUAAUCCUGCUUCUAUAUCUUCUGCCUGAGGGCAGACAAUCAAGAAAGUGCCGGCCAGGGUGUGAAUCAUCCCUGAGAAUUUUCCUCACUCUCCUGAGGCAAUGUUCUUCUGCUAUUUCAUCCAGCGGAUUCAUGGGACAGCCCAUAAUAUCUUGUGCUGGAUUCACCACCCUCUGUAGGAGGGUGAAUGUCGCAAAACUCUUUUAUAUUUUUUAAGGAACAAAUCAAGGCCCGCCUAGAGUCUCUGAAGGAUGAGAGAGAGAAACUUGUGGAGCAGAAAUUAGCCGAAGAGUUGAGGAGGCAGGAGUGUGUGGUAGGUAUUUGUUCUUGUGGACCAUGCAUUUAGACUCCCCAGGCCACCCUGUCACUAAAGAGAAAUAGCCUCCUGUUUGUUGGCUUGUAUUGGUGUUGUUCUGUGGAGGCUAUGGACUCCUUAGACUAGGAUGUACAGGGUGGAGCUGUUUGAUUGCUUUCCAGAAUGCCCAGCUGAGCUGCUGCUUGUCGCUUUUCAAGAACAUGGACAGGAAACAGAUUUGUCACAUACGCAUCCCUGUUUACACACACAUUCAGAUCACCUGUGUGUUGGCUCCCCAAAGUGGCAGCUUGUUGAUUGCCCAGAACACAGCUGCCGUUGGAGGACUGAUGAAUGGAAUGAACCGUAGGAUGAGUAAUAAAGUUCCACAGGGGACGGUACCUGUUUGUACCUGUUAGAAUGUGUUUAGAAAUCUGGGUGGGACGUAAGUGGCGCUGUGGUCUAAACCGCUGAGCCUCUUGGGCUUGCCGAUCAGAAGGUCGGCAGUUCGAAUCCCUGCGGCGGAGUGAGCUCCUGUUGCUCUGUCCCAGCUGCUGCCAACCUAGCAGUUUGAAAGCACACCAGUGCAAGUAGAUAAAUAGGUACCGCUGCGGUGGGAAGGUAAACGGCGUUUCCGUGCGCUCUGGUUUCCAUCACGGUGAUCCGUUGUGCCAGAAGUGGUUUAGUCAUGCUGGCCACAUGCUGUCUGUAGACAAACACUGGCUCCCUCAGCCUGCAAGCAAGAUGAGUGCCGCAACCCCAUAGUCGCCUUUGACUGGACUUAACCGUCCAGGGCUCCUUUACCUUUUUACCUUAGAUUAGUUGGGCAAAAUGCCCCAUUUCCUUAAUCUAUAGCAGUGUUUCCCAGACUGGCAUCUCCAGCUGUUUUCAGACUACAAUUCCCAUCACCCUGACCACUGGUCUUGCUAGUGAGGGAUGAUGGGAGUCGUAGUCCAAAAACAGCUGGAGACCCAAGUUUGGGAAACACUGAUCUACAGCUUAUGAAAGAGCUUUAUUAUGAACAGUCAGCAUGCUUUGACUGAAGCUCCUCGUCUCCCUUUGCCCCUUUCCAAAUUUCUCUGUAUUUCCCCCACUCUGCCCGCUUUCCUCCGGUAGGCGGGGUUAGAAAUGGAGAAGCAGAAGAUCAGAAUUGCCUUUGAGAAGAUGCAGGAGUUCCUUGAGGAGAAGCUGAACCUGUGGCUCGGCCAGCUGGAAGAUGUGGAGAAAGAGAUGGGGAGGUGGCAGGAAGAGAACCUCUCCAGACUCUCUGAGGAGAUUUCGCAACUCAGUGAGCUGAUUGUAGAGAUGGAGGACAGGAGCCAGCAGCCUGCGAGUGAAUUCCUGCAGGUGAGACUCAGCACAAAGGUGCCAGGUGGGCAGAAAGAAGGCACAAGCCUUUUGUUUUACGCAGUCAAGGAAUAGAAAGGGCAAAGGAAUUUCCUUGCUAUGAAAAGGAGCCCAGUGCUUGUUUUGUCUUGUGUGACUGACACCUCUUCCCCCCCUCUCUCUAUUUCAGGACAUCAGAAGUGCUUUGAGCAGGUAUGUGGCUGUGGCGAUCACACAGGGUCCCCGGACGUUUAACGGUCUAUUGAUCCCUGUGUCACCACUGUGUUCACUUCCCCGCUGCCACCAACCAGUUACUCUCUGGUAAAACACUGAGUCCAGUCAGUUGUUAAAAGCGAACCAAAAAACCAAGUUCAUUUUACAAACAUUAACAAGUUUAUGGUUUCUCAGAUAAUAUUCCUGUCAGUAUCUUAACUUUUGUUUCUUUACCAGCCUAUACCUUCCUAAGACCUUCUGACUGUUCAUUAAAUAGAUCUAUAUCCCGUGCUUUUUUUUCUGGGGGUAACAGGGGGACACAUGCCCCUAAACAUUUUGUGAAUCUAAGUUUGGCCACAUUGACAGGUAGUAUUUCAAUAUGAGUAGGAAAAUGAGGGUACAGUGGACGCUCGGGUUGCAAACGUGAUCCGUGCGGGAGGCACGUUCGCAACCCGCAGCACCAUGUCUGCGCACGCGCGGGUCACGAUUCUGUGCUUCUGCACAUGUGUAAAGCACAAUUUUGGCGAGCGCCGAAACCCGGACGUAACCCGUUCUGGUACUUCUGGGUUCAGCGCGGUGCGCAACCCGAAAAUGCAUAACCUGAAGCGUCUGUAACCCGAGGUACCACUGUACCCUAAACAUUUUUUUAGGGGGGAAAGCACUGUAUAUAUCUAUACAGUGGUACCUCGGGUUACAUACGCUUCAGGUUACAGACUCCGCUAACCCAGAAAUAGUCCCUCAGGUUAAGAACUUUGCUUCAGGAUGAGAACAGAAAUUGGGCUCUGGUGGCGCAGCGGCAGUGGCAGACCCCAUUAGUUAAAGUGGUGCUUCAGAUUAAGAACAGUUUCAGGUUAAGAACUGUUACAGUAAAAUCUGGGUGUGGGGCUACUCUGCCACCCAGCUCGUUGGACUAAGUCCGCGGGUCCCUCCGGAAGAAAAAUGAGCUCAGCCGGAGACAGGAGCAAACUGCAGAAGAUCCAAGUUUAUUGCGCAACAGGUUCAAGAUGAGAUUGAACAGCGAGAAAGGGGUGACAUGAACUUUUGAAAUUUCCCUCCAUGUCCCAGAAUACAGUGCAAAAUACAUCCUAGUUACAUCAUGAAUACAUUAAGAAGAGGUUGGGUUACACAGAUUACAUCAUGAAUACAUUAAGAAGAGGUUGGGUUACACAGAUUACAUCAUGAAUACAUUAAGAAGAGGUUGGGUUACACAGGAUUAACAUACGGAGGAGGGAGGGGGGAUUAUGCAGAGCUGGAGAUAUGCGCAGAUAAGCACAUCCUGAGAAGACAAUGGUCCAUGUAUGCAUAGUCUGUCACCUGGCAUCGCCCGGAGGAAGGGCUUGGCAGAGCGAUUUGACAGGAUUAGGGUCUUGACACCUUGCUUGAGGGAUUAUGGAGGACAGAGGAGGUGUCAUGGAGUCCUAGAGAAAUUGAGCAAAUUGGCACGUUGAUUUUCUAUGAAUUUUAUAGAUUUUAGUCCCUUUUGACAUUGGCAAUUGGAAAUAAAUGGAUAUAUUGUAGUGAAGAAGAAGGUGAAGAAGAAGACAUGCCCCCCCCUUCCGUAUCAGAACGAAUUAAGUUCUUAACCCGAGGUACCACUGUAUAUCUCUUCCUUAUUCCCUACAUCUAUAUAACUCUUCCUUAUUCCCUGACCAUAUUCCCUUCCAGGCAUGAGAAGAACUCAGUAGGGCACAUGACGGACCUUUCUCCGAAGAUGGAAGAGGCGCUCAGGUUUGCGUCGCAGAAAAACUCUGCUUUAGAAAAGGCCUUGGAGAGCUCUCAAGGUAAUUUGGGUACCUUAAGGAGGGAAAUGGAGGUCUCACAGUAUGCACCAGUUCCAGGCUGGGUUCAAGGAAAGUAAGAAACCUUAUCCUGUCCCUUCCCUAUUGGUGGUUCUUGGUGGUUCUUUUAAGACGCAGGAAUGCUGUAUCAAAAAGAAAAAGAAAAAAGCCUGCUGCUGUGCUUUGCUUCUCCAUGGCUUAAUUUUCUCUCUCUAUCAGUACGGAUCUUUUACUCCCCUUCAGUCUGAACAAGGGUAGUGUUGAAAGGGGUGGUGCUUCACAGAAGCAGUUUAGAAAGUGGUAGUUGCAGAAUGAAUGACUGAUGAAUGGGAAGGCUUCUAUACACCCCAAAAGCCAUGAAAGACAGAUGUUCAUUGCCGCUCACAGUAAAAACUAGGGGUAGUCUAACAACUGCAUAAGCUUUCUGCAAGCAAAACAGGACAAUUGCUGAAUAAAUAGUUACUCUGAGGGGAAACCCCCAAAGAUCCACUUGGUUUGAGAGGGUUGUGGUUUUUUUCCCAAUGGUGAUAUUUAAAUUUGUUUCUCUUUCCUCUUCUUAAUAGAUUCUCUGACACAAGCCCUAAACAAAGGUAAAUUAUCUUUAAAGCAUGUGCCCCACAUUGAUAUGGGAAACUUCCGAGGGGAUUGAGUUGUUAUUAUUAUUAUCAUCAUCAUUAUUAUCAACAACAACAACAAUAAAAACAUUUAUUGAAUUUAUAGACCACCCUACACCCGGAGGUCUCAGGGUGGUACACAGAAUAAAAAAUCAAAAUAUAAAACGACAAAAUACAUCAUCAAAAUAAGAAGGACAACAUGGGACGUGGACAAAAGCCCCUUGUUCAACGAUGUGAUGAUCAGAUGACAUUUUGCAACUGACUGGGCCAACCUUUUUGGGAAAUUCGGUCAGAAGUAUCUAGGCUGGGGGCUGGUUAGGGUUGAUCUGAGGGGAUUGUAGAAGGGUUGGCAUGUUCAUGAAGACAGGAGUGGGGUAGAGCCUAAGACUGUGAGGUGUGAACUCAACUCUGCCGCCACUUCAAAUCAGCAGACAAGCUCUUAACCUUACUGAAAUAUACUCGGAGUCGAGAGUGGAUUUCAUGCUCUUUAUUCAGCUCAUAGUGGUGAGGAGGAAAGGAAGUUUCCCCAGAAUGUCUGCUUUAUAUACAUUAUUUACACAAUGGGCCCCACGUGAUUGGCUAAUUCCGGGAUUCUCCUGUAGGCCAAUCAGGUUGCGGAUUCACUUCCACCUGGAGCUGGAUUGGGUGGCUCCUGUGGACCAAUCAGACUGCUGCGUUCUGGAUCCUAUUGUUCUAGGACCAAUCAGACUGCUGCGUUCUGGAUCCUAUUGUUCUAGGACCAAUCAGACUGCUGCAUUUUGGAUCCUAUUCAACUCAGUACAUAACCCCUUACCUGUUUAUUCACCUGUGAAACAUCUUGAGUUGACUGAAAAUACAGUGGUGCCCCGCAAGACGAAUGCCUCGCAAGACGAAAAACUCGCUAGACGAAAGGGUUUUGCAUUUUUUGAAUCGUUCCACAAGACGAAUUUCCCUAUGGGCUUGCUUAGCAAGACGAAAUGUCUUGCGAGUUCUUGCGAGUUUGUUUCCUUUUUCUUAAAGCCACUAAGCCGUUAAUAGCUGCUAAGCUGUUAAUAGCCGCUAAGCCGCUAAUAGCCGUGCUUCGCAAGACGAAAAAACCGCAAGACGAAGAGACUCGCGGAACGGAUUAAUUUCAUCUUGCGAGGCACCACUGUAACCUCAACAAUCAAAACGAUUCCGCAUGUCAAAUAAAUCAGAUUCAAUGCAGAUCAGACUGGCAUGGGGUCUACCAUCACCCGUCCUCUCUCUCUCUCUCACUCUCUGUCUCUCUUUCUGUCUGUCUGUCACGCAGUGAGUGUGACCCUGGAUCCGGAAACUGCGUCCCCAAAGCUCCUCGUCUCUGAGGACCUGAAGAGUGUGAGAAGGGCGGGAAAGAAGCAGGAUCUGCCCGACAACCCGGAGAGAUUUGACUGGAUGCCCUUUGUGCUGGGCCGCGAGGGAUUCACCUCAGGAAGGCCUACGUGGGAGGUGGAGAUUGAGACGGUAGACCAAGCCAUGUGGGCUCUGGGUGUUGCCAAAGACUCAGUCAGGAGGAAGGGUCCGUUUAAGCUUAAUCCGAAUGAGGGGGUUUGGGCUCUGAAGAAGCAGUUUGGCGAGUCCUCACCUUUUCAGCUCGUGGCUUUGAGCUGCCCCGAGCCGGUCUCCGUGACUGUAAGGCAACUGCCCAGGAAGAUCCGGGUUUCCCUGGAUUACGAAGGGGGUCUGGUGGAAUUUUUUGAUGCCGACGCCAACGAAUGUCUCUUCACUUUCUUUGCAGGGUCAUUCUUGGGGGAGAAGAUCCGCCCCUUCUUCCUCUUGGGUUUGGGAGUCACUCUAAAGUGUUGAAUUUUUUUGUGGUGGGGUGUGUGUGAUGAGCAGGGAAAACCCCCCACCAAAACCCACCACCCUAAGUAGUCAGCAUUCUGGAACCUUCUCAGAGGUUGCUGUUUUAAGACUUUUAAGGCCUCAAAAAUAGAAUAAAUACUCAUAAAUGCACACAUAUCUAAAUAUAUGAACCAUGUGUUUGAAAUAGUACAGGAGAGCAAUCCUGAAGCCAUUUUGACUCUUCCAGUGACCUCAAAUAUUCCUCUGCAGUAAGGAGGAAGAUGGGGAAAGCCUUCCCUUUGUGUUUUUGCUUACAAAUCCUGUCUUAAAGCGCAUAUUUGUGUAUGAAUAGGGUGAGCCUGUGAGCUGGAGUCAGGAACUAAAGCAUUAACCAUCAGAAAAGAAUGGCCAGAUUGCCCAGGUAAUACAAUCAGUGACCUUUAUGAGGUAUCCUGACAAGCAGGAUUUCUGCUGGAGACCACCUCCUUCUGUGAUGUAUGUAUGAUGUUUUGGGGGUGGUCUUGGGCUACAGGGUGGGCAAUUUCAAAAGGCUAUAUAGGGGUUUGCGCACCAUUGUUCUGGAUUCCUCCUCCCUCCUGCGUGUGGUGAGUGGGGACCCUUUUGCAAUAGUUUAAUAAAGAUCAGGCUUACUAGCUGCUUUGCUUCUCAAUAUACUCUGGUUGGCCUCUGUUAUUUUCUCCUACCGAUAGGGAACAUUAGAAGGACUCUAUAUGGGCUCCUGGAUACCUCAUAAAGGAAAGAGGAGCAGUUUUUCUUUUAACAUUGUGUAACUAAGAUCAUGGCCACUGGGCCCAUCACCUCCUGGCAAAUAGAAGGGGAAGAAAUGGAAACUGAGAGAUUUUACUUUCUUGGGUUCCAUGAUCACUGCAGCAGUCAUGAAAUUAAAAGACGCCUGCUUCUUGGGAGAAAAGCAAUGACAAACCUUAAAAAGCAGAGACAUCACCUUGCUAACAAAGGUCUGUAUAGUUAAAGCUAUGGUUUUCCCAGUAGUGAUGUAUGGAAGUGAGAGCUGGACCAUAAAGAAAGCUGACUGGCGAAGAAUUGAUGCUUUUAAAUUAUGGUGCUGGAGGAGACUCUUGAGAGUCCCAUGGACUGCAGGAAGAUCAAACGUAUCCAUUCUUAAGGAAAUCAGCCCUGAGUGCUCACUGGAAGGACAGAUCCUGAAGCUGAGGCUACAACACUUUGGCCACCUCAUGAGAAGAGAAGACUCCUUGGAAAAGACCCUGAUGUUUUGAAAGACGGAGGUCAUAAGGAGAAGGGGACGACAGAGGACGAGAUGGUUGGACAGUGUUCUCGAAGCUACCAGCAUGAGUCUGACCAAACUGCGGGAGGCAGUGGAAGACAGGAGUGCCUGGCGUGCUCUGGUCCAUGGGGACACAAAGAGUCGGACACGACUAAACAACAACAACAGGGGCUAAACAGCUUUCAGGCAGGACUUCCAGUUCCCAAGGUUUUAGGACCCUUCAUUGGCAAAAGCAAACAAACAAACAAAUUGCAGAGUUCAAGGAUUCCUUUGGUGGCUGUGCUUUGAAAUAAAUAUAAUAUCUUAAAUAUCUUAAGGGCUGUCACAAGGAAGUUGGAGCAAGCUUGUUUUCUCCUGCUACAGAGGGUAGUACCCAAACUAGUGGAUUCAAGUUACAGGAAAGGUGACGGGCAGUUCCCCAAAAUAUUAAAAAGAAGCUAUAAUACGUUGAUGCAGUGCCAAAGGUGAGAGGAGAGAAAAUCAAGGGUUCUAGACAUUGUCACUACUUCAUCUCAAUCUUUUGACCCUAAACAGAGGAAAGCCACCCUUAUCUUGCUUCUUUGUUUAAAAGUUUUUGAGGGAAGAAGACAGGAUUAUGUUGAAGCAAAAGGAAGCAUCUAGCACAGUUUGAGUUUCCUUGCACUGGUUAUGAUAUGUAGGAAGGAAUCUGUUGCUCCCUUCACACAUUAGACCUAGACCCAGCACUGAACCACUGCCUUCUCUUAAUAGCUGCAAAAGUACAGCUGCAGGCUGCUCACAGGUGGAAAGGCAUUCCAAGAAAUAGGGACCACUGUGCAAUUGGGCUUGGUCCUAUUUGCACAGAGUGCCUCUGGGUGAAUAGAUGCUCUCAAGCCGACAUCCCUUUGCAAAUGUCCAGGGAUCUUGUGACGCAAUCCCCACUUGCCCUUUCUACUCAUGGGAGACCUUUCACGCAGGCAGCGUGAAAAUGAAGCUUAGGUCUGUAUCUCCCUUGCAAGUGUAUGUUUUGGGGCCUGUAGCUUUCUAGGUCUGGUGUUUUGUGAGUUUGAUCUGGUUUGCAUUCACACUUCCUAGUCAGUCUCGGAUUUACGUAUAAGCUAAACAAGCUAUAGCUUAGGGCCCCACUCUGUUGGGGGCCCAAAAAAAUUUAAAGGAAAAAAAACCUGGAUUUACAUUUCCAAAAUAUAAGAUAAAAAAAACAAAUAAAAUGGAACCUACGGUACAUACAGCAACAGUGUUUUGUGUUGUGUAGGCUCCUAUGAUGUACAUAUUUUGUUAUGUGCAGAUGGCUUUAGAUACCUGUUGGGUCCAUAAAUUACCAUAUAGCAUAUAUUCAACACAGAAAACAGUGACAAUUUGUUGUUGACAAAGGAGAGCAGGACAUACAAAGGGCCCCAUUACCUUCAGUAGCUUAGGGCCUCAUCAAACCUAAAUCCGGUCCUGUUCCUAGUUCACACUUCCCAAGAUUAGCACAGAUACAAUGAUGCAAUAUAUGUGGAGACAUUUGAAAGCUAUUUCCAUGUUCAUCUUUAAAGAAAUCUUCAAUUCAGAAACACAUGGAGACCUUCCCCUUUGUGAAGAUGCUUGCUGCUUUUGCUGAUGUGUGAAAUCCUGAAUGUUACUUGCUUGCUCUUUGACAGCCAUGGAGAAAAUAAAGUUUGUCUUC